Messenger RNA from Rhododendron vialii, 1383 nucleotides. RefSeq lists its product as uncharacterized. The record is from RefSeq and is a predicted model, not a curated record. The transcript is spliced from 3 exons. Bases 1 to 1233 code for a protein of 410 amino acids. NCBI's taxonomy places the organism in Eukaryota, Viridiplantae, Streptophyta, Magnoliopsida, Ericales, Ericaceae.
AUGUCAAUCCCGGCGUUUAUGGCUGGAUUUAUCAAGUACGGGGAGAGAACAUGGGUUCUCUUGUCGGUGAGCCGUGAUAAAUUCGGGAAAAUUGUGCCGUUUGGCAAUGUAGACAGUGAUUCAGAUCUUGGCAAUAAUUACACAUUGGAGGAUAAAAAUUAUAUACACGGUUUAUGUAUUGCCCAUAGGUGUGUCAAGGCAUUUAAGGAAUUUACAGAGUAUUAUGACAUGGAGAAUAACGGGUUCAGAUUGCAAAGUCGUAUAGAGGUUGAUGACAUUAGCGAGUUCUGGGAUGCCAUAGAGGUCGAAAUGGGGCUCAUGUUCGAUUUGUUAUACACAAAGGCACCCAUAAACUUUAGGAAGCGAGGAUGUAUUCUGCGUUGCAUCACUUUCUCGUGUACGGUGGCUGUGUUGAUAGGAUUAGUCAUCCGAGUACUGGAAGGUCGAGAGAAAUGGCACAAGGUUGACAUUGCCAUCACUGAGGUGCUUCUAGUGGGAGCUCUGGCACUGGAGAUUUAUGCAAUCAUUUCACUGCAUCUCUUUUCCGAUUGGGCAAUGCUUUGGCUAAUUAAGAACAACAAAGCCGAACUAAAGUACGUGCCCAAGACUGCUGUCAUUGACCCUUCUCUCCUGUUACACCCGAUUUCAAAGUGUUGUAUUCAUUUAAUUGAUCCUCGAAUUGAAGAGGACAUCAUGAUCAGAACCAUUGAAGACGACCCCAUUUGGGAAGAAUUCUUCGACAGCUCUUUUGAAAAUCAAAUUCACCGCUUGCACACCGCAACAGAAGUCUGCUACAAUUUGGAAAUAGAAUGGGAUACUCAUGAUGCAGCUGAUCAAAACAACAGGGAUGGAAACAGGGAACUGUGCAGAAUUCUAUCACGCUACAUGAUGUAUCUAUUUGUUAUGCGCUCUUCAUUGUUGCCUAUUGCCGCAUCUUACGAUUACGUCAGAGACAAAUUCUUCUUAAUUGAAAAAAGCAAAAUCGGAGAUGCGCCAGAUGUAAUGGCAGCUUGCCGAUAUUUAUCAAGCCAUCCUAUUGUCGAACUCUUAAAGAGUAAACAGAAGGAUUUGAGAUGGGAAAUGUUGAAGUGGGUGUGGGUGAGGAUGCUAUGCUACGCGGUGAGUAAGGGUCAAAGAAAUGAGCAUUUUCGACAGUUGAGGCAGGGAGGCGAGUUUCUCACUUUCCUUUGGUUCUUUCUACCACAAUCUGAAAAGCUCGUGAUACUACCAUAAUCAAUUAUUUACCCUUCAUUUAUAUGUUGUUCCAUACUAAACUUGUGAAAUAAUUGUUCCGAAUUGAUAAGAAAGCUGUGAGAGCUCCCUUGUGUUAGUAUUGUUGUAAGAACUAAAUUUUAUUUUCUAAUUUGAUAUCUUAAAUUUACA